AUGUCUAAAAUGGGAAGAGAUUUUUGGUCAGCUGAAACUUAUCAGAAAAACGCUGCCUUUGUUCCUGCACUCACGAAAGAAAUCGUUCAAAGACUAGCUUUAACAUCCCAGGAUGUUGUUCUUGACUUGGGAUGCGGUGAUGGUGUCUUAACUCAAAAUCUGGCAUCGCAGUGUAAACACAUUACUGGAAUUGAUUCCAGCCAAUCCAUGAUUCAAUCGGCAAAGCAAAAAGGAUUGGAAGCAUAUGUAGUUGCAGGAGAAAACCUUGCAAGUGCAACUGAAUUUUCAUCGAAAGGGUUUGACGCCGUCUUUAGUAAUGCUGCUUUGCAUUGGAUUUUGCGAAAUCCCAACGAAAGGAGUACUGUUUUUCAGGGUAUAGCUCGUGUCCUUCGUCCCGGUGGUCGCUUUGUUGCUGAAUGCGGAGCUUUUGGUAAUGUUUCAGAAGUAGUAACUAGCAUCUACACUGUACUACUAGACCAUGGAAUCCCUAAAGAGCAGAUUGAUGAAGCUAACCCUUGGUACUUUGGAACUGAACAAGCGUAUACAACAAUGUUAAAGGAAGCUGGGUUUGAAAUCACUUUCACUGAAAAUGUAAAUCGUCCAACUUAUUUAAAUCGCGAUGUUCGCGAUUGGCUAGAUACAUUUGCUCACACUUUUUAUGAUGCAUUUCCUGAUUUGAAGGAAACCCUUCGAGAACGUGUUUAUCAAGCCUUGUUAUGGGUGGACUGCACAGAAACUGGAGACUGGUACUUGCAAUAUCGCCGUUUGCGCUUUGUUGCAAUUAAGAAAUGA
Schizosaccharomyces osmophilus is the source of this 792-nucleotide messenger RNA. RefSeq names its product methyltransferase. Bases 1 to 792 code for a protein of 263 amino acids. The transcript has 4 exons. The record is from RefSeq and is a predicted model, not a curated record. Lineage: Eukaryota; Fungi; Ascomycota; Schizosaccharomycetes; Schizosaccharomycetales; Schizosaccharomycetaceae. Gene Ontology annotation, molecular function: S-adenosylmethionine-dependent methyltransferase activity.